Messenger RNA from Cottoperca gobio, 2664 nucleotides. Its product is annotated as lysosomal-associated transmembrane protein 4B-like. The record is from RefSeq and is a predicted model, not a curated record. The coding region runs from base 834 to 1514 and encodes 226 amino acids. Lineage: Eukaryota; Metazoa; Chordata; Actinopteri; Perciformes; Bovichtidae. Gene Ontology annotation, cellular component: lysosomal membrane. The transcript is spliced from 8 exons.
CAGACACCUACUGGCAGCUGGUCCAUCCUGAGCUGAUGAUCACUGACAACGAGGAUGCUGCCAACAACUAAGCCCGUGGACGCUACACCGUCGGCAAAGGGAUCAUCAACCUGGUGGUGGACAGGAUCCGCAAGCUGGUUGACAGCUGACUGCACGCGCCAGUAAAAGGAUGACGGCACACAGAGAGAGGACGGCAUUUUUAGUUUGCUGACGGUGGAUAAUUUAAGUUCAGCGUUUUUUUUUCAUAAAUACAAGAAGGACUCAAAUAGACAUUGAGUAUUUUACUUGAAAGUAACCUUCAACCCAACGUCAACGUCUUUUUUUCGGAGCUCAAAAUGUUUUGUUGCAUGCAGAAAUGUAAUUUUGUUUUCUCUGCAGUCGUUCAUUGAUUUCAUAAAUGCAACACAUUAUAGUUUGUUUAUACAUAGCAUAAAGGCAAAAAAAACGUUAUAUGCAGUGUUAUUUCAUUUUAAAUGUCAAAAGGGUUUUGUGGCUCCCAGUGUUUUCUUUACUGUGGGAAACGGGUCCAAAUGGCUCUUUGAGUGGUAAAGGUUGCCGACCCCUGGCCUAAAACAAAGAAAUGUCAACGCAGAUUAAUUAACGGGGUUUUAUUUUGAAACCGGAAGUCAUACUUUACCUUGACGCUCGCCGCUGCGUUCCGUUAAGCUGCUCACGGUGAUAAGUAACAGACAGGUCAGAGGCAGUCGGAUCCUGCUCGUCAAUAGAGGACUGACGUGCAGCAGACGUUGAGAGGACAGCGCGAUCUCUUUCUUUUAUAAACACCGACAUCGUUUCUUAAUGCUCGCGCAGUUGUGAGCAGACAAGCAGACAAGAUGAUGAUCUCGCCGUGGGACCGCUGGUUCUCAACAAGCUGCUGCCUGUGCUGCCAUGUCCGCACAGGAACCAUCAUCCUGGGGGUCUGGUACAUGCUCAUCAAUGCCGUGGUGUUACUCAUCCUGCUCACAGCACUCAGUGAUCCUGAGCAGUACCACCUGACCAGCGCUGAGUUGGCUAAUGACCUGGAUGUCAUGGAUGAUGCCAACAUGUGCAUCGCUUCUGCCAUCUCUCUGCUGAUGAUACUUAUAUGUGGGAUGGCAACAUACGGUGCAUACAAGCUGCGUGCCGCCUGGAUCAUCCCGUUUUUCUGCUACCAAAUAUUUGACUUUGCUCUCAACAGCCUGGUCGCUGUCAGCAUCGUGGUUUACCCAAACACGAUACAGGAUUACCUGCAGCAACUGCCUGAUAACUUCCCCUACAAAGAGGAGAUCGCUGCUCUCAGUAAUGUGUGCUUGGUCCUCAUUGUGCUGCUCUUCAUUGGCUCUAUUCUCAGCUUCAAGGCCUACCUGAUAGCAUGUGUGUGGAACUGCUACAGAUAUGUGAACAGCCGGGGUACUUCUGAAAUCCUGCUGUAUGUCACGACCAAUGACACCACGGUGCUGCUCCCUCCGUAUGAUGACAGCAUCAGCAUCCCACCCAAGCAGGCUCCUCCACCCUACCCCACCGCUACAGCAUGAAAACAUUCCCAUCAUCCUGCCGACUGGACCCUGAUGUUAAUAAAACCCCAACAAGAUUGAUGCACCACACUGCCUCUCCAGUGAACAGUAUAUUCAUUGAUAUAUUGUAGCUACAUAAACAUCACAGUACACUCAUGCAUGCACUGACACAUUCAAAAUCAUCUCACACACAUGCACACACCUCUACCACCACCGUGACCUCUCAUCCCUUCCUGUUAUUUAUUAAUGACCCAGUAUUCUUACUGUAACUCGUCCAUGCGUCCUCUCUGUUUCUGUAAUUCCAGACAUGAUGUGCGUCGUAAUGCAUUUGAACCUGGGUGCAAUAAGGCACUAGAAAGCUCGAUAGAUUCUAUAUAUUUGUAUUAUUUAUUCACACUCUGCGUGUACCUGUGACAGUAUUUAUGUGUCCUACCUUUGAUAGUCAUGUCUAACUUAAGAACAAAUGCAAAAAUGAUGAUCUUAUUGUCCACAGUAAGGAGUGUUUCCUGUUUGUCUCGUCUCUGCUCGUGAUCAGGGUUGGAUUGCCUUUAUUUGUAACUUUCUCUCUGAUGGGGUGCCCUUUAUAGGUCCAUGUGUGAAGUGUCACCUUGACUGGAAGUUUUCCCAAAGAAAAGCAUCUGCCUGUAUUCUGACAUGAUCAAAGAGCAACCUAGUGUAUAUUGAACAUAUCACCUUUUUUGACGUUGUACAACUACAAACAGAAUUGUCUUGUGUUAACCGGGAGUGUUGAGUUGUGCUUCAUAACUUUUAAAUGUAAUUGUGUGUUUCUACUGAUUGACGAGAAAUGUCUUGGGCUGCUAUUUAACUAUUUUGACAGCACAGAAGUAGCACUGAUCUGGAAUUAGUUUGCUCUUUGAAGUCACUAUGAAUGAGUUGCUCGAGGGACCCUGGUGAAAUGUCUUUAGAUCCGGCCUCUAUGUCCAGGAGCUCAAUAAAUAUGGACGCUGGUUGUGUUUUUUCAAUUAAACCAAUGGGAGCUUCUUGUCUGUGUAAACACUCAAGUCUGCUCCACCAGAUGCAGUUAUUGGCAAGCUGCUUCCUGGACUCAAUAUGUCCUGCAAGGACACAAAUGUCAAACCUGAGGGCUGCUGUUGUAUGAAAAACAAAAAUGUGACAUUUAUUUGUCUAUUAAAAUCUAAUUUCACGGACA